AUGGAAGAACUAGAACCAUCUGAACUCGGCACUCAAGAAUAUUGGAAUACGCGGUAUUCCAAAGAAAUUGAAGAUUUUUCAAAUCAUGGCGAUCCCGGUGAAAUUUGGUUUGGCGAGGAUAUUGUGGAUCGUGUAAUUCGCUGGAUGAACAAAUCUGAUUUGAUUAAAAAAGAUAGUAAAUUGGUAGACGUAGGAUGUGGCAACGGUAUGCUUUUAGUGGAACUAGCCAAUGAUGGUUAUACAGAUUUAACAGGAAUAGACUAUUCUGAUAAAGCAGUUGAAUUGUCCAAGAAAAUAGCAGAAAAACAGAAUCUGAACAUAAAAUUCUUUAAUUAUAAUGUAUUAGAAAGUAUUCCUGAUUCUUACCAAAUUUUUCAUGAUAAGGGUACAUACGAUGCUAUAAGUCUAAGUGAAAAUUCUAAAGAGAAUCGCUUAAAAUAUAUAGAAAACAUUUCCGGAAGUCUCAGUGAUGGAGGUAUACUUAUUAUAACAUCUUGUAACUGGACCCAAAGUGAAUUGAAUGAACAAUUUCAUGAAAAAUUUAAUCUACUGUCUAUUAUUCCUACCCCACAAUUUAAAUUUGGAGGCAAGGUGGGAAAUGUAGUUACAUCAUGUGUGUAUCAAAAGAAGUAA
Psylliodes chrysocephalus is the source of this 633-nucleotide messenger RNA. The record is from the annotation of a GenBank genome assembly. NCBI's taxonomy places the organism in Eukaryota, Metazoa, Arthropoda, Insecta, Coleoptera, Chrysomelidae.